Molecule: messenger RNA, 1749 nt
Organism: Chelonia mydas (Green sea turtle)
Lineage: Eukaryota; Metazoa; Chordata; Testudines; Cheloniidae
Gene: CSF3
Product: colony stimulating factor 3
Biological process (GO): positive regulation of cell population proliferation; positive regulation of myeloid cell differentiation; immune response
Cellular component (GO): extracellular region
Molecular function (GO): cytokine activity; growth factor activity
Source: RefSeq, a predicted model, not a curated record
CUGACAAGACUAUAAAUGCCCCAUAUUGAUGAGAGGUUCAGCAUUCGUGAACUGAAAGGGACUAGUGCAGCUGCGUCUGUCUUAUUCACAUUCCCGGUAACCGUCAUAAACUCAAAAGGGGAGGAGAUACUGAGAAGAUUCCAAGCAUUUAGAAUGAGAUCUCUCCAAACUGUUCUGCCGUUGCUAGCCGGCGCUGUGCUGUGUUUGGGGUGCACCAUGCUGCACGCAGCUCCCCUGCCAGAGUUCUCCGGGGAUCAGGAUUUCCAGCAAUUCCUGCAGAAGGACCUGGAAUACAUCCGCAAAAUCAAAGGGGACGUCGCCCAGGUGCAGGAGCUUGUGUGCACGACCCUUCAGCUCUGCAACGAGGAGGAGCUGAUGCUUGUCAAGCAAAAACUGGGCAUUUCCCAGGCUCCGCUGAACCAGUGUCACAGCAAGACCUUCCAAGUGGAUGCCUGCUUCAGCCAGAUCCGGGAUGGACUUCAAAUCUACCACGGCCACCUCGCCAUCCUCCUCCAGCUCCUGCCGGCUCACUCCAGCCUAGUGGAUGCCCUCCGGCUGGACGUCUCGAACCUGUCCACUAACAUCCAGCAGCAGAUGGAGGAUCUGGGGCUGAACACGGUGACGUACCCCAAGGCCGAGGGCCAUGGCACCCUCCCCAGCCUCUCGUCCGACUUCGACAAACAAGCCAGCGGAUUCAUCAUCCCCGCCAACUUCAAGCGCUUCCUGGAGGCGGCCUUCCGGGCCCUCCGCCACCUCACGCUGGUGUGAAGGGGUGCAGGGACGCGCUUCCCCCACCGCAGCCUCCUGCCCAGCGUUGGAGCCUGAGAAGUCCCAUGCCUUGGGGACGCUCCCGGCUUUGAGAUCUAAGGGGGACCUUUAUGGGGGGGGGGGGGGUGUCUCUGAGUGGGGGAAGGGCAGCAUCUCCCAGCUGGAGGAUGCUCUGCUCAUCCAGCCUAGAUUCUCCCUUAUUCCCAGCCCAUCCCCCACCACCUCCAACCAUCACUCUCUGCAAAGCAACAACCCAGGCUUAACUAUUGGACUGGGAUAUUAGCAGCAGCUGCCCCUUCCUCUCUGGGUCAGCAGCAAACACUGCCCCAAACCCCUGUUUACUAUCCCCCAGGGUUUGAGGCUGGGCAUAGUUCUCUUUUAGGGUGACCAGAUAGCAAGUCUGAAAAAUAAGGACGGGGUGGGGGGUAAUAGGCGCCUGUAUAAGACAAAGUCCCAAAUACUGGAACUGUGCCUACAAAAUCGGGAUAUCUGGUCACCCUAUGCUCCAUAAAGGUUAUUUAUUUCUCAUUUGUGAGCUUCACCACUGGCUGGUGGAUCCACGCACACGGCCCCAAUGCAAACACUGCCCAGCUUAUUUAAUAUUUAUCACUAUUUAAUAUUUAUGGGGGUUUGGAAUCUGUUGGCAGAAGUAUUUAAGUGCAAAAAUGGUCUACGGUAUAUUUUUAAAGUCAAAAUCCAUUUCCUUUAUAACGAAUCACAGGCAUCAUCAUUGAAUGUUUUGCAGCAUCAGAAAAUCCAGGAGCAGGGCCUGGGCUGCUGGAUGUGCAUUUUUAUGUGUGUGUGCAAUGUAGUUACUGUUUAAUAUUUAAACAAAUGAGCAUCUCCAGUACCAGGUGUUUGCUCUUUGGUAGCUGGACCAAGCAUAAGACUGGGAGCCAAAAGCUCCUGGGUCUAGUACCAGCUCUGGCCCAACUCCCCGUGGGAUCUUGGGCAAUAAUCAGUGCCUCAGUUUCCCCAUCU